This is a messenger RNA of Hibiscus syriacus, 1353 nucleotides long. RefSeq names its product GATA transcription factor 18-like. The coding region runs from base 355 to 1065 and encodes 236 amino acids. Lineage: Eukaryota; Viridiplantae; Streptophyta; Magnoliopsida; Malvales; Malvaceae. Gene Ontology annotation, molecular function: sequence-specific DNA binding; DNA-binding transcription factor activity; zinc ion binding. The transcript has 2 exons. Gene Ontology annotation, biological process: regulation of DNA-templated transcription; flower development. The record is from RefSeq and is a predicted model, not a curated record.
UGCAGGUGCUGACUGCUAUUUUCUCUAUUUUAUUAGCUUAUAAAGCUACCAGACAACAUCUCUUCUGAGUCUUCCUCCCCCCCCUGCCUUAUAAGUUUUUCAUUCAAACGCGCUAUUAUUGCACUUGUGUCUCAGUUAAUUACUAUUUGGCUCCUACUCCCCUGUCAUUGCUCUUUAACUAUAAACUCACCAUCCCCAUUUUCAUUCUCGUUCCAAUUUCAUUCUUCUUUUUCUCUUCAUCGUCUGCAAGUCCUUUGUUUCUCCAAAUUCCCAUUUGAUCCCUUAACGAUUUAGUGCUGAAAUUGAGGUGGGAGGUUAGAUAAAUCAUUGAGAAGAAAGAGCUUGGACAGAAAAAUGAUGCACAGGUGCUGUAGCUCUCAGGGAAACAUCGUGGGACCGUGUUCAUGUGGCUUGUUUCACAGCCAAAACAACUCCUCGAUGCUUUUUUCCAUGCCCAACCACAUAUCUUACGACGAAACGGAUGUGUACAACUCUUUCACGUCCUAUUCGUCUUCUUCGGUUGAUUGCACACUCUCCUUGGGAACACCUUCCACUCGUCUCUGUGAAGAUGAUGAUAGGCGUUCACGCCAUGACCGCCGCUCUGGUAAUUCUUGCGUGUCUAACUUCUGCUGGGACUUGUUGCAAAACAAGAACGCGCAUGGUUAUUCGCAGCAGACGACGAAAGCUAGCCGUGGAAGCAAUGGGAAAAGCGGUAGCAGCUCCGGUAAUGAUUCUCUCCUUGCUCGUCGUUGUGCUAACUGCGACACAACUUCUACACCGCUUUGGAGGAAUGGUCCAAGAGGUCCAAAGUCACUUUGCAAUGCCUGUGGAAUUCGAUUCAAAAAGGAAGAAAGGAGAGCAUCAGCAGCAAAUGCAAACGCUUCAAUCGCGGAGCAGCAAUAUCACGGCUACGACAACAGCAACAGCAAUUCGUGGGAUUCAAUGCAAUGCUUCUCGUCGCCCGUCAAUGAAAUCAAUUUCAUCGAAGAUGGCGAUCCUUAUCUUUCUUGGAGUCUAAACGUCACCGAUAUGCCAACAAGCCUUGUUCAUGACUUUACGAGAUGAAAAACAAAACAAAAGGAAAAGGAAAGAAACCCACCACGCCAUUGACGGUCAAGAUCAUGCAACAAUGGCCGAAGCGUAUUGCAAUGAUGACGUUGGUGGAGAUUUUGUUUUACGACUUCGUUGAUAGUGAUAUGGUCUUUCGUUUCGUCUAGUCAAAAUUCCCUCUUCCUUUUUUUUAGUUUGUUUGCCUCGUUUGUCUUCCAUAGAUGGAGUAAGAACGGGACAAUUCUAUGUUCUUAGGUGCUUUUUUUGAAGUUUUAUUUUAACUUUACUUUCUUCCACUUUCAG